This is a messenger RNA of Meyerozyma guilliermondii ATCC 6260, 1446 nucleotides long. RefSeq lists its product as uncharacterized. Gene Ontology annotation, cellular component: plasma membrane. Gene Ontology annotation, biological process: pantothenate import across plasma membrane. NCBI's taxonomy places the organism in Eukaryota, Fungi, Ascomycota, Pichiomycetes, Serinales, Debaryomycetaceae. The transcript has a single exon. Gene Ontology annotation, molecular function: pantothenate transmembrane transporter activity. The record is from RefSeq and is a predicted model, not a curated record. The coding region runs from base 1 to 1446 and encodes 481 amino acids.
AUGACUCUGGCUUUGCACAAAGCCAAACUCCUCGUAUGGGGGGCCACACCUGAAGACCCUAAGGAGGCGAGACUAUUGGUGAAAAUUGACUGGUUUGUGCUUUCAUUUGUGUGUCUUUUGUACUGGGUCAACUAUGUUGAUCGACUCAAUAUUUCUAACGCAUACGUCUCCGGGAUGAAAGAAGACUUGAAUAUGCAUGGAAACGAGUUCAAUGUGAUCAACACAUGCUUUACGGUGGGAUAUGUUGUGUUUUUGAUCCCCAAUAAUUUGAUUUUGUUGAAGGUUAGACCUCGGUAUUGGCUUACAUUUUGUGCUAUAGCUUGGGGACUCUUGACUUUGGGGAUCUACAAGGUUACCAACUUCCGCCAGAUCUGUGCUAUCAGGUUCUUUCAAGCUGGGUUCGAGAGUUCAACUUUUACAGGUGCUCAUCUCAUUUUGGGGUCUUGGUACAAGGAAGACGAAUUGACUAAACGAAGUGCAAUUUUCACCAGCGCAGGUCUUAUUGGGAAUAUUUUCAGCUCCACAAUGCAAGCGUCGAUUUUCGAAACCAUGGAUGGAAAAAAUGGGUUGGCGGGCUGGAGAUGGUUGUUCAUAAUUGACUUUGUCAUCACCAUUCCAAUUGCAAUUUAUGGCUUCAUUUUCUUCCCUGAUACUCCAGAAACAUGCAAAGCGUUCUACUUUAAUGCCGAGGAGAAACAACUAGCGGUUUCAAGAAUGCCAAAGAGACCGCAAACCAAAUUGGAUAUUUCAGUUUUCAAGCGAGUGAUAGGAAGAUGGCAUUGGUGGCUCUUGUCGUUUCUCUGGGUUAUGGGAGGAGAAAAUGAAUCCUACGCUACGAAUUCUUUGUUUGCAUUAUGGCUCAAGUUCUACAACUACACCGUGCCCCAAAUCAACCAUUAUCCCAUGGGAGUUUAUGGAGUGGGAGUGGUAGCGACAUUCACUUUUGCACUUUACGUUGAUGGGACUGGUGCCCGAUAUCACUGGAGAAUUGGAGUCUUGAUUGGGAUUUGCAUGUUGGUGUCGACAAUCAUGCUUCUUGCCAAACCACACCAUGACGCAAUAGUAUUUGCAGCCCAGUAUAUCUCGGGAAUAUCCUAUGCUGGCCAGGCCACUUUCUUCGCUUGGGCCAAUGUGAUCUGUGCCAACGACCUCCAGGAGCGUGCGAUCGUCUUGGCAUCGAUGAACAUGUUCAGCAAUGCCGUCAAUGCGUGGUGGUCGAUUUUGUUUUAUGGUGCUGAUACGGCACCCAAAUUUCGCAAAGGCUGCUAUGCCAUGUUGGCCACAUUGCUCACCAGUGUUGCGACAGUCUGUGUCAUCCGCUACCUCCAGAUCCGCGAAGAGCGGCAAGAAAAGACUUUUGUUGAAGAACAAGUCGAAAACGUAGACUCCAAGUCGCAGCAUUUGGUUCGAUCGACGUCAGUUUCGUCCGGUCAAAUAUCUGUAUGA